This is a messenger RNA of Culicoides brevitarsis, 1762 nucleotides long. It is a transcript of the gene CCAP-R, whose product is annotated as cardioacceleratory peptide receptor. The record is from RefSeq and is a predicted model, not a curated record. Gene Ontology annotation, biological process: neuropeptide signaling pathway. NCBI's taxonomy places the organism in Eukaryota, Metazoa, Arthropoda, Insecta, Diptera, Ceratopogonidae. The transcript is spliced from 11 exons. The coding region runs from base 299 to 1585 and encodes 428 amino acids. Gene Ontology annotation, molecular function: vasopressin receptor activity; neuropeptide receptor activity. Gene Ontology annotation, cellular component: plasma membrane.
UUUAUAUAAAGAAAUCAAGCAUUAUACCAAAUAUACCAUAAAGGCAUGGAGAACGUUCAAAACAACUUCUUGCAUUGUGAAAUUUUCGUCAAAAGCAUCAGUUGCAGCAUAUAUGUUGAACUAAACAGACGUGAAUGGUUAUGAUCUUUUCGCGAUAUUGUGUAUUUUUACUACAAGUAACAGAAAAUAUCAGGGAGGUAUUAAGUUAUUUCACUUGAAUGUCAACAUAAAAAGUUGAUUAAUAAUGCAUCAGUAAUAUGUUUGAGUCUUACCUAAAUUUUGCUCAAUCAUUUAAAACAUGCUCUACAUCAGAAGUGUCAAUAUUUCAAUUUUAUCUUUAUUAAUGUCAAAUGCAUCUGAGAGCUCGGAUAGUAAUGUUCUUAACUAUAGUAUAACAAAACUCUUAUCAAAGGAAAAUGUGGUGCCUACGUUAACCUCUCCUUUACAUAAAAGUGCUUUAAAUGUGGGACCAAACGGAAGUGUAUAUGAAGAAAUAAACUCUUUUUAUUUUUAUGAGACUGAACAACUAACAGUAUUAUGGGUAUUAUUUAUUGUAAUCGUAGUUGGGAAUCUGGCUGUUUUAACAACAUUAUUUUUUAAUAAAACACGAAAAUCUCGAAUGAAUUACUUUAUCUGUCAAUUAGCAAUAGCAGAUUUGUUCGUUGGCUUACUCAACGUGCUAACGGACAUUAUAUGGAGACUUACUGUGUCAUGGAGGGCCGGAGAAAUAGCAUGCAAAGUAAUUCGAUUUAUGCAAGCAUGUGUUACAUAUUCAUCAACUUAUGUAUUAGUAGCUUUAAGCAUUGAUCGAUAUGACGCCAUCACAAAUCCGAUGAAUUUUUCUGGCUCGUGGACUAGAGCAAAAAGGCUAGUUGCAGGAGCUUGGAUAAUAAGCGCAUGUUUUUCAAUACCAAUGAUAUUUUUGUAUGAGGAAAAAGUUAUUCAAGAUAAGUUGCAAUGUUGGAUUGAAUUAGGUGCACCAUGGAGAUGGCAAUUGUACAUGUGCCUCAUUUCAUCAAGUCUCUUUUUUAUUCCUGCAAUUAUUAUUUCAACUUGCUAUGCUAUUAUUCUUAAAACAAUAUGGACUAAAGGAGGUGUUCUUGCAUCACCAAAUGAAUUACGAAACACAAAUAACAUCGAUAGAGGAAGCAGGCGUGCUAGUUCGAGAGGAAUUAUUCCUCGGGCAAAAAUCAAAACUGUCAAAAUGACUAUAGUUAUAGUUAUUGUAUUUGUAAUUUGUUGGUCACCUUAUAUAGUUUUCGAUUUACUUCAAGUUUUUGGAAGUAUACCAAAAACUCAAACAAAUAUUGCAAUUGCAACAUUUAUGCAGAGUCUUUCUGUCCUUAACUCCGCUACAAAUCCUUUAAUAUAUUGUCUGUUUUCAACACAAAUUUGUCUUACAUUCAGACGAGGACCUAUUUUUGGAUGGUUUGUUUCAAUAUGGUGUUGCAGAAGUCAAGAAACUUCUUCUUCCAGUGAUGGGAUUUCGCGUACUUUAACAACAACUUUGACGAUAUCAAAACGUUCAAUUAUACGACCAACUAAGGUGGUUAUUGUCGAAAGACCAAUUACUGGAGAAAUUUGAACAGUGUAUAAUUAUGCCUAGCGGUUAUCAUUGAUGGAAAUAAAUACAAAAAAAUAAUUUAUAGUUUCCUAAAUUUUGAUGUUAAAUAUGUUCUAGAUAUAAUAAUCUCUCAAAUUUAAUAAUUGAGGUAAAUAAUAUGCAUUAAAAACUGCAUUGAUUUUGAUAUAUUUUGUUUGU